Messenger RNA from Macroventuria anomochaeta, 267 nucleotides. RefSeq lists its product as uncharacterized. The record is from RefSeq and is a predicted model, not a curated record. NCBI's taxonomy places the organism in Eukaryota, Fungi, Ascomycota, Dothideomycetes, Pleosporales, Didymellaceae. The annotation marks the transcript as partial. The transcript has a single exon.
UCUUUUGCAAGGGUUUUUGAGCCAGCGUUCUCAAAGGCAAAAAUUCAAUCAAGCUUCAGAGCAACUGGCUUGGUGCGUAAUGACCCACUGGUGAUGCUGUCGAAGCUUGAAGUCAAGCCUCGCCCGCCAACACCACCUCUACCAAGAACCACCCAAUGCAGCCCGAAAACACCCAGUAACGCUACUGAAGUAGAGGCUCAAUCAACGCGCUCCUCACCUUCUCCUAUUAUUGAGAUGCUUGAUCAGCUCAGAAAGGCACUGAGAUGA